This is a messenger RNA of Oppiella nova, 516 nucleotides long. The record is from the annotation of a GenBank genome assembly. Lineage: Eukaryota; Metazoa; Arthropoda; Arachnida; Sarcoptiformes; Oppiidae.
AUGCGCGUUGCCUAUUUCAAUGAACUGGAUACCUAUGCGCAAAUUUUUGAUCAACGUAUUGGUAACCACUAUAACAAUCCGUCAUUUGGUUAUGGUGGCUAUUGCCUACCCAAAGACACCAAACAACUUUUAGCUAACUAUAAUCACGUUCCAAGUAAUUUGAUUCAAGCCAUUGUUGACUCAAACAGUACGCGUAAAGACUUUAUCGCAGACUCAGUGAUUGCACGUAAUCCCAAUAAAGUUGGUAUUUAUCGCCUAGUGAUGAAAAGUGGUUCAGAUAAUUUUAGAGCGUCCGCAAUCCAAGGUGUGAUGAAACGCAUCAAAGCCAAGGGAAUUGAAGUGAUUGUCUAUGAACCAACUUUACAAGAAGAUGAGUUCUUUAAGUCCAAAGUCGUCAAUGAUUUAGAACAAUUUAAACAGCAAAGUGACGUGAUUAUUGCCAAUCGGGUUUCUAAUGACUUAAGUGAUGUAUUAGAUAAAGUCUAUACACGAGAUAUUUUCGGAGCAGAUGAAUGA